Molecule: messenger RNA, 893 nt
Organism: Dissoconium aciculare CBS 342.82
Lineage: Eukaryota; Fungi; Ascomycota; Dothideomycetes; Mycosphaerellales; Dissoconiaceae
Exons: 1
Coding region: 125-484 (119 amino acids)
Source: RefSeq, a predicted model, not a curated record
CCCUACGUGGCUGAGCGAACAUAAAUAUAACGACUUGACCUCGCCUUCGAAACUCUGCAACUCUACCUCACCUCUUCAUAAAGGACAGCCCAUUACAGCGCAGGAACCGAGGCCAACAAACAAGAUGCAGUUCACAUACCUCAUUUCACUCGCCACGCUGGCCGCGACUACGAUCGCAAGCCCCCUUCCUGCUUUUUCGGGCAGCCCAGCAGAGGAUGUUGUCGUUCCCAAUUGUGGACCCUUCUUUUGUCCUCCUCCGGUGAAGCCUGAUGAGACAAAGUCCGACCCCGUUGUCUCACGUAACCCGGCAGAGGAUGUUGGCGCUCCAUGCGGCCUAGAAUGUCCCCCUUCGGCCGCGACUGUGGCGGUUGAUGCGAUCCCGGUAGCUCCACGCAACCCAGUACUGGAGAGGGACGUCAUCGGUUGCUCCUUCGAAACUUCAGAGGCAUCCGGUGGGCAAUCUGGCUGGGUCUGUCACCAUUGAGCCGCGGCUACAGAUGCAAAGCCCGUCUCUGUCGCCCCCACGUGAGCCAGUGGAGGACAUCUGCAGCCAUCAAUAUUCUCCAUUGAGGUAUGCAGACUGGGGAGGGUUCUUGUUUCAUCACGUAGACUGAUCCAUCUCCAGGGCUAUUCGCAGAAUGCCGUUGGACACGAUCACUAUUCUUUCGAACGACAAUGAAACGGAGCCAGAUCGUCGCACAUUAUUGCGGCGAAGUUCUGUUGAGACGGGACGUGUUUGAUGAAAAAGGGCACGGCUGACGUGAUGUCUCGUAACAUUUCCAAGAACCAUAGCAAUUCGAUUGAAAGGACUUGUCUAUUAUCCUUUGACAGCGUGUGAUUGACAUGCGUUGUAUCACGUGACAUUGGAUUUUGGAGAAAUGCCCAAAAUUAGU